Patella vulgata (common limpet) is the source of this 2616-nucleotide messenger RNA. RefSeq lists its product as uncharacterized. The record is from RefSeq and is a predicted model, not a curated record. Bases 650 to 1477 code for a protein of 275 amino acids. Lineage: Eukaryota; Metazoa; Mollusca; Gastropoda; Patellidae. The transcript is spliced from 3 exons.
CCGAGCUUAUUUUCGUGGGAUAUUCCUCGUCUUGGUUCCAUGAUUAAUUACGUUUAGUAUACUGAUUUCAAACCGAUCGAACCGACUCACUGACCUGCUGGACUUCGUUGACCCGAACUUCUAUCUGGAACCCGUUCAGUAUCUAAGAAACGCGCUCUUUAAUAUGACGUAAACAUGUUUUCACUUCUCGUGAGAUGGGCGGUGUUAAUGGCUAGUUGAAUGCGCGAGCAUUGUUACCGCUACGCACGGUAAAUCAAAGUCCUGAAUUUUAUAGUGAGCUUAACAGACUGCUAUAGGAUUAUGUUGUAUCAUAUGUAGAGUGUCUGUUCGAACGGAGUGUUUAUAUUUGUAUCAAACCAUGCAAACAAUAUCGUAAUAUGACAUCGACAGUAUUGAGCCAUAUAUGACCUCAGCGUGAUUUUACAAGCUAAUAUUUUUAUGGAUGUUCACUCAGUCCAAUAACUUUUGAUUUUUAAGUGUAGUGUUACGUCAGUUACUAAGUUAGGGUGUAGAUCUUGGCGCUAGGUUUUGUUGAUACGGUGUAUAAUUUGUCAACAGUAAAUGAGGAAGUACGUGCAGGGGAUUGUUUGAUUGAAAGCCAGUCACAGGUGCCAAUUGGAUUAGUUGGUGAAUCCUUUCAAAGUUCAUAAUGGCAACCGGGAAGAGUUCGGCCACACAGAAAGCUACACUAACCGUCAACCAGCACGAAUCGUCAGAGAAGUCAGCGGCAACGAAUGGACCACAACAACAACCCGUUCGUCGCAAGUCAGGAAUGUUAUUAGAGCUACGAGAUUACGAAGAAGACGAAAUGUACGGUCCGGAAGCUGGUAACUCCUCAAGAAGACCCUCUACAUCUUCAUUAUCAAGAUAUCGCUCGUGCCCACAAUUAGCUUCAGCUUUAUCAAAGCCGGAUUCUCCAGGAAGCGAUCUCCUAACAAUUGAUGAACCCUCCACCGACGAUAUUUCGCCUAAUAUCAGUCGCACAUUUCAAAGUCCAGAUUCGGAUCGGUCGUGUACACCGACUCCUCCGUCUUCUCCGGGUAGUCGCCGCAGUGAUACUAGCAAAUCAAUUCCAGGUAAUACAACCCCUAGCUGGGACCCCUCAUCGCCAAGCUCCACUCCCAAGUUACACAGAAGGGCUCGAAAAGAACAUAAAUACGACAGGAUAGCGUCUACAGAGAGUGCUCCAAGGGAGAUAAAUCUAAGAUUACCUUUACGCGAAGACACGUCUUCCAGGUUCGACAGGAGACGUGAACGCGAUUCCAAAACGUUUUCUGAUUUAUAUGAUAGCCCUCCCGAUGUCAGUAUUGACUAUCGAGUCAGUGAAACCUCGGAUGACGAUUCUAUAAAAUAUCAUGGACAAAACCAUUUACCGGAUGACGGACGUGACAAGUGCGAACGUUGGUUACAGACCUUGAAAUUAAGCAAUGCCGAUAGAAUAAAAUCUAGAAGUCAAAUGCAACUCCCGCCUAUGUGAUGAAAUGUGAAUUUAGUUUUGUUGGGAUUUAACAGGCAUAUGUUUGUUCUCGGUAUAAGGAAACGAUUUGAAAAUUCCACGAACGUGUAAUUGCCUUUUUAUUGGAUUAUUUUAUGCCCAUAAAUUAUGUGGCACCGAGAAGUGGUAUAUCGUGUAUUACAGAACGAGUAAACAUACCCUGCCUCGUACGGUAUAUAUUAUUAAUAAUUGUAAUUUAAGGAAUUUAAAAUGUUGCCGCUUGUGAGUGUUUACAAAAAUGGUGAUAAUGUGUUCCCAGGUAAUAAAAUGUGUUCUGUGUUUUAAAUAAUUUAUUGUGUUCGUCUUUGAGUGAAUCGAAUGCAGGUGUUGUCUGGCGUUUUACUUAAAACGUGUCGUGUUAAAAAGCCACCCUACCUUAAAAUGCCCUCCUUCGCUUUUUCCAUCUGUUUACCAAUGAAAUUCCAAUGUCAGCGGUUUGAUUAUCCCGUAUACUUAAAAGGCGGGUGGCAAGAACGUUUGUCUGCGAUAUCACUCUAUUCUAUUCGGAGACCCUGUUCAUAUUCUACAGAAAGUUGAAAUUUAAUUAGGAAUAAUGUUCUGGAAUAUUUAGGACGCGAUGUAAUUUUUUUAAAGGUUCGGGGUGGGAUUUGGGGUACGAGCAGGAACUUAUGGUCAGAUUGUAUUCUAGGCGUCCUACUAUUUACUUCAGGGGUGCAGCCAACACUUUUACAUACCAUGUGCCAUAUUAUGUACACGGCGGUGUGAAAAACUGUAAAUCGUCCACAACACCCGAAAGAUAGGAAACUCCCCUCAAAAUGAGUUUUAUUUUUCGGACUGUCACAGACAAAAAUAGCCACCGAGAACUUGGCUCUAUUCUGACAGGCACCAUAUCUUGGAAUAUUUAGAUCGCUUAUAUUUUAUGUCAUGUGAUUUCUUUCCAUUUAAAUUAUGUUGAGUAUAAAAUAUAUAAAAUUAAUAUGUAAGUACAAGAAUUGUAAAUAAUAAUAACUUGCUUGUAUAUUGGUACGUGUAUAAAUAUAAUAAUGAAUAUUAUGGUCUUGUGUAAAAAAACCCCAAAAAAACCCAAAAAUAACCAAGAAAAAAACGUUGUUUUUAUUUACACUGUAUUAUGAAAAUAAAAAAUAUCUAUAUUUUGUGAA